Lucilia cuprina (Australian sheep blowfly) is the source of this 825-nucleotide messenger RNA. RefSeq lists its product as uncharacterized. The transcript has a single exon. Lineage: Eukaryota; Metazoa; Arthropoda; Insecta; Diptera; Calliphoridae. The coding region runs from base 1 to 825 and encodes 274 amino acids. The record is from RefSeq and is a predicted model, not a curated record.
AUGAUUGAUGAGUGUCAGAAGAUACAAUCUUCUGUAAUAAAUAUGCUGAUUGAUAUCAAUCACGGUCAUAUAAAUACUGACCUUCUUACACCAUCCCAACUACAAAAAGAACUAUUACACAUAGAAAACGUGUUGCCAAAUAAUUUAGUUCUUCCUGGAAAGGCAACUAGUACUGAACUAAAAGAAGUAUAUCAUGGAAUGAAGGCGAAGGGUACUAUAAUUGAUGAUCGACUAGUGGUUCAGAUAGAAAUACCUUUAAUACAGAAACAUAAUUCUGAGGUAUACGAAAUAAUUACACUUCCUGUGGAAGUUAACAAUAGCGCCGUUAUGCCAAGAGUAAAGGAUGAGUUCAUAGUGUAUAACUUCGCAACUAAUAUGUACUUCCUAAUGUCACAAUCAAAAUUAAAUAUGUGUGAGAAGAGUCUUCAAGGUCAGUACAACUGUAUUGGAAAUAUACCCUGGAAGCCAGCCAUAGAGCGGUCUUGUGAAGUAUCAGCGCUAAAACAAUCCCGGCAUGCUGAAUGUGAAUUUGAAGCUGUCCCAAGGAAAAGUGUGUGGAAGCAGCUUUCUACAGAAAAUCAGUGGAUAUUUACAGUAUUCGACAAUCUAGUAUUAACAGUAGAUUGUGGUCCAAAUAAUCGAAGCUGGGUUAAUUUACCAACAAAAGGUGUACUAAAACUAGCAGAAGAAUGUACAGCAACUUAUGAAGGAAUAACUCUGUCAGCUUCUCGACACUUCGAAUCUAAAGUAAAUUCAGAUAUUCAGGUAUCAACAUGGGGUGUAGAUCCAGACAAAAUAGAAGCUAAGUUGGUAAAAACCGUUUGA